Cynoglossus semilaevis (tongue sole) is the source of this 1129-nucleotide messenger RNA. RefSeq names its product phospholipase A2, group XIIB (gene pla2g12b). Gene Ontology annotation, biological process: lipid catabolic process; arachidonate secretion; cholesterol homeostasis. Gene Ontology annotation, cellular component: extracellular region. Lineage: Eukaryota; Metazoa; Chordata; Actinopteri; Pleuronectiformes; Cynoglossidae. Gene Ontology annotation, molecular function: A2-type glycerophospholipase activity; calcium ion binding. The record is from RefSeq and is a predicted model, not a curated record. Bases 148 to 1023 code for a protein of 291 amino acids. The transcript has 4 exons.
UCUGCUAUGAGCUAAUCAGAGGUUAAAGUCUGAUGUGUGGCUGACCGAACACAGUGAAAACACAGUGUGUUUUUGUGCCUCACUGUCUGAGCUGCGCUCCUCUUGACAACACCUCGUCCCAUGUAGAGAGCCUUCUACACCAACGCCAUGCUGCUCCGGAUUUUGGUUCCUCUUCUCCUCCUCUGUGUGUCUACGGGCAUGUGUGCCUCCUUGGUCUCUUUACAGGCUCAAGACAAGGAGGUGGAGAAGGAGGAUUCUGCUGAGAAGUUAGAUGUCGCUCCAGCUGUAGAAGGUAGUGAGGCUGCAGCAGAGGAACCUUUGUCUAACACCCUGUCUGGUAACAAUCUCCUUGGUAAACUUCUUGGCGUGGACAAUCCAGAAGCGGAUAAAAACACCGACGGACCUGCUGCUGUGGACGCUGCUCCUCAAACUCAAGAGCUCCCUUCGUCUACAGAAGAUGGGAACGACAUUAAAGCACUCAAACCGAAACAAUCACUAGUAGAACCCUCAGCCGAUAAGAAGAACGACACUUGGAGCAUCAACUCAAUCAGAGACAGUUUCCAGACCGUGCACACGUACUUUGACUCCCUGGUGGAGCUGGUGGGUGGGCGUGAUGGAGUGUGUCAGUACCGCUGCAGAUACGGAGAAGUUCCUCAGCCUCGUUCUGGUUACGUGCGUCCAGAGCCCAAUGGCUGCAGUUCCUCUCUGGUGGGAUUCCAGGUGAAUGCAGCUCUGGACCUGGGGAUUCCAGCCAUGACCCAGUGCUGCAAUCAGCUUGACUCAUGCUACGACACGUGUGGCACCAGCAAGUACGACUGUGACUCCGAGUUCCGCUCCUGUGUGCUGGGCAUCUGCUCUGACCUGAAGAAGAGCUUGGGCUUUGGGUCCCAAGUCCAAGUCCAAGCCUGUGAUUCAGUGGCAGACGUUCUGUACAACACAGUGUGGACUCUGGGCUGCAGGCCCUACAUGAACAGCCAGAGGUCAGCGUGUGUCUGUGACGGAGAGGAGAGGGAUGAACUGUGAUCCUGCAGACACUGAUUGGACAAAUCAAGUAUCCUCACACAUUAAUGCAUAAACAGUAUUUAUGAGUUUCAUCGUCUAAGUUUAAAAUGAAGACAUUGGAAAUGAA